This is a messenger RNA of Arabidopsis thaliana (thale cress), 723 nucleotides long. RefSeq names its product Histone superfamily protein. The transcript has a single exon. Gene Ontology annotation, molecular function: protein heterodimerization activity; structural constituent of chromatin; DNA binding. Lineage: Eukaryota; Viridiplantae; Streptophyta; Magnoliopsida; Brassicales; Brassicaceae. Bases 73 to 483 code for a protein of 136 amino acids. Gene Ontology annotation, cellular component: chromosome; nucleus; nucleosome. The record is from RefSeq and is marked reviewed.
AUCUUCUUCUUCUUCAUCAAAUCUCACAAAUCUUCAACACUUAAUCACAAAUCUCAAAGCUUCGGAUACCAAAUGGCUCGUACCAAGCAAACCGCAAGGAAAUCCACCGGAGGAAAAGCCCCAAGGAAACAACUCGCAACAAAGGCGGCGAGGAAAUCAGCUCCGGCGACCGGAGGAGUAAAGAAGCCACACAGAUUCCGUCCUGGAACUGUUGCCCUAAGAGAAAUCAGGAAGUAUCAGAAGAGCACUGAGCUUCUGAUCCGCAAGCUUCCGUUCCAGCGUUUGGUUCGUGAGAUCGCUCAGGAUUUCAAAACAGAUCUGCGUUUCCAGAGCAGCGCCGUCGCAGCACUUCAGGAAGCGGCUGAAGCAUACCUCGUUGGAUUGUUUGAAGACACCAAUCUUUGCGCGAUUCAUGCUAAGAGAGUCACUAUCAUGCCUAAGGAUAUUCAAUUGGCGAGGAGAAUUAGAGGCGAGAGGGCUUAAGAAGGAGAUUGAAGUACUCUAGACUGUGAUCGUUAUGCUUAUGUAUAUCUUUCGUUUUCCCUAAUUUCGUGUUUUAGGGUUGGAUUAGGUUUUGCGUUUAUGUUGUUCGAUAUCUAACGGAUCAAAAUCUCUCCUUCCUUAGCAAAGUUUGAAAACUCCCUCCACAUUUUCAUCUCCUUUUCCACAUAACCAACUCAACACUUUUCAAUUUCUAUAACAAUUUCGAGAAAUCAAAACCAG